Messenger RNA from Haliaeetus leucocephalus (bald eagle), 2659 nucleotides. It is a transcript of the gene EIF3J, whose product is annotated as eukaryotic translation initiation factor 3, subunit J. Lineage: Eukaryota; Metazoa; Chordata; Aves; Accipitriformes; Accipitridae. The transcript is spliced from 8 exons. The record is from RefSeq and is a predicted model, not a curated record. Bases 71 to 829 code for a protein of 252 amino acids. Gene Ontology annotation, cellular component: cytoplasm; eukaryotic translation initiation factor 3 complex. Gene Ontology annotation, molecular function: translation initiation factor activity.
GGAGCCGCUCUGGCGCGGUUGCCUCACCGUGCCUGCUGCGAGCGCCGGCGGUCGCGGCUCGGCGGGGAAGAUGGCGGCGGAGGCGGCGGAUUCGUGGGACGCCGAUAGCUUCGAGGUGGUGGAGCCGGUGGCGAAGCGGCUGGUGCCGGGAGUGGCCGGAGACCGCUGGGCCGGCGAGGAUGAGGAGGACGACGUGAAGGAUAACUGGGAUGAUGAGGAGGAAGAGGAGGAAGUAAAGGAGACGGAGAUAAAACAAGAACCAAAAGUUUCAGAAAAAAAGAAAAUAGCAGAAAAAAUAAAAGAAAAAGAAAAGCUACAGAAGAAAAAGCAAGAGGAGCUUAAAAAAAGGUUAGAGGCACCAGAGGAACACAAAGAACUUACACCAGAAGAACAGUUAGCAGACAAACUACGACUAAAGAAGUUACAAGAGGAGUCAGACCUUGAGUUAGCAAAAGAAACAUUUGGUGUAAAUAACACUUGUGGAAUAGAUGCCAUGAAUCCCUCUUCAAAAGAUGACUUUACGGAAUUUGGCAAACUACUAAAAGAGAAAAUCACACAGUAUGAAAAAUCAUUACAUUAUGCCAGUUUUUUGGAAGCAUUAGUUCGAGACGUAUGUAUUUCAUUGGAAAUUGAUGAUUUGAAAAAGAUCACAAAUACUUUGACAGUACUAUGCAGUGAAAAACAAAAACAAGAAAAGCAGAAUAAAGCCAAAAAGAAGAAAAAAGGGGUUGUGCCUGGAGGUGGUUUAAAGGCUACUAUGAAAGAUGACCUGGCUGAUUAUGGAGGAUACGAUGGAGAAUAUGUACAAGACUUUGAAGACUUCAUGUGACACUUAUCUCCCCUUCUAUUGUCUUUCUGUUGCCCAUAAUCCCUUAAACAUGUAGCACAACUUUUCUUCCUUUCAAUUCUGCCAAAUGCUACAAUCAAAAUUGCAGUAUCUCUGUGCUGGUGGUUUAACUCUUGACGGGUCUGUGCUAAAGCACUGGGCUCCCUGUUCUGUGGUCAGGGGUUAGAAUGAAGACAUUUAAAAGCUAUGUAAAUUGCAGUUAAAAAAACCAAAAUUCUGAUAAUGGUAACUGUUGCUAUUUGAUUUUAUAGUAACAGCCACUAAAUUGGAAAGGAAUUUCAACAAGGCAAAGUAUUAUUACCAGCACAGUUCAGUGACAUGGCCUUAACUGUACCUCCUUGAAUGACUUGUUUGAUGAACAAAAGCAGUUUGCAGCAAGGGCAUGGUGUGCACUUAGUAUUACAAUUGCUUUGUCUUAAGUUAGAGCUUGAGGUUUUCAGUAUAUUGUGAUGGGGAACUGCUGACUUCAGAGUGAGGAUACUGUACCUGGGAAUGCAUCACUUGAGAUAGAUACCCACUACGUCAAUGCUUGACUUCUGAAUAGAACACUUGGUGGGUCAGAACAAGGACAGAGUUGCUUAUUUGAAAAAAAACAACUUGUGUCUUGAGUAUGAAGUUUAGUUUCCAUUCAUCUAAAUUUCUACUAAUGCAGCUGUAUGGGUUGGGUAUUCUUUAACAGUUAAUUGCCUGGUUUAAGUGUAAAAAACCAAGACUUUUGGGCUUUCAUGGGUUGUGGUAGACUUUUCACGACUCAGCCAUUUUCUUUCAUUUAAAAAAAAACCACUUGCUUAGCAAACUGCAACAGUUACUACAGUUGGGCAAAUUGUUAUGUUAACAAUUAUGACAUCUGCAAUGUUUUAUAAAGCAACUAAUUUAAUAAAAAUCACUAUUGAGGACUUCACUACAGCUGUCUGGGCCAGUUCUUUUAGUAUCUUUCUUACAACAAAAAUACUUGAAGUGGAAGAGCUGUAAAACGUGUGUUGGGCAUGUGCUACUAGGUCUUGUCUCUGCUCUGACUUGCAGCUUAAGCUUAACUGCUGUCAGAGGGGCAAAAUUUCAUUCUUGUAAAAUGGCUGUUUCUUGUGGUAAGACCCUUACAGAUGCUGAUGGUAAACAAAGUACUUUCAGGAUUGCCAUAAUCCAAGCAUUUCCAUGAGGAACUUAAUCUUUUCUGUUGUGGGAACUGCUGAGAUCAGCAGCUUGUCCUUACCUUAGGAAUAUUUUAGGGUGGCCCUUACUCCUGCAAGCAGUUACUUUGUUCCAACUAGCAGCUGCCAUUAUCACAAGCUGUCCUGCAUUUACCACUUGCUGUUUACUCAGGUGUUUGUUCCCAAUAUGGAUGGGAUGUGUGUGUGCUUCUACAAGGCAGGUGCUCUUCCAGAUCCUUCCUAUUGUUAGUGGUCCCAAAUUUUGCUUGCUAGCCAUUAUUUAACUUUUAGACUAAUCACAGCCAGCUCAGACUAAUUUGGUCUUGUGAGACUGACUAGAACUGGAAUUUUAAAUCAGGUUCUGCUCAGGCAUAAUCCUCCUUACAUAAAAUGUUUUAUUUAUCAAAGGUGCUGUGACUUGUACUGUGUAUACCUGUGUACAUCUUUUAGUGCUGCCAUUGCAGAUUUGAGAUAAAUACUGUGCAAGUAAAUAUUUGUCAUAUGCAGCAGUUGCUAGCAUGAAAACAUUCAGCAAGGACAUUGUUAGCAUCUCUUUGCUAAUUAACUGGGUUGCUAUGGCAAUUGUAUUUUUGCUAGGAUAAUGUUUAGAAAUAGUACGAUAUCAUUGCUUAAUUUUACUUAAAAGCUGUCUGCCCUCCCCACC